CCGCCUCCUUGGGACCCCGGGGCUGCGAUGAGCCCCUGCGGGCGGGCCCGGAGACACACAUCCAGAGGGGCCAUGGCAGUACUGGCGUGGAAGUUCCCGAGGACGCGGCUGCCGGUGGGAGCCAGUGCCCUUUGCGUCGUGGUCCUCUGUUGGCUCUACAUCUUCCCAGUCUACCGACUGCCCAAUGAGAAGGAGAUCGUACAAGGGGUGCUGCAACAGGGCACGGCGUGGAGAAGGAACCAGACAGCGGCGAGAGUGUUCAGGAAACAGAUGGAAGACUGCUGUGACCCCGCCCAUCUCUUUGCUAUGACUAAAAUGAAUUCCCCCAUGGGGAAGAGCAUGUGGUAUGAUGGGGAGUUUUUAUACUCAUUCACCAUUGACAAUUCAACUUAUUCUCUCUUCCCCCAGGCAACCCCAUUCCAGCUGCCCCUGAAGAAAUGCGCGGUGGUGGGAAAUGGUGGGAUUCUGAAGAAGAGUGGCUGUGGCCGUCAAAUAGAUGAAGCAAAUUUUGUCAUGCGAUGCAAUCUUCCUCCUUUGUCAAGUGAAUACACUAAAGACGUUGGAUCCAAAAGCCAUUUAGUGACAGCUAACCCCAGCAUAAUUCGGCAAAGGUUUCAGAAUCUGUUGUGGUCCAGGAAGACAUUUGUGGACAACAUGAAAAUCUACAACCACAGUUACAUCUACAUGCCUGCCUUUUCUAUGAAGACAGGAACAGAGCCAUCCCUCCGGGUUUAUUAUACAUUGUCAGAUGUUGGUGCCAAUCAAACAGUGCUCUUUGCCAACCCCAACUUUCUGCGUAGCAUUGGAAAGUUCUGGAAAAGUAGGGGAAUCCAUGCCAAGCGCCUGUCCACAGGACUCUUUUUGGUGAGUGCGGCUCUGGGACUCUGUGAAGAGGUAGCCAUCUAUGGUUUCUGGCCCUUCUCUGUGAACAUGCAUGAGCAGCCCAUCAGCCACCACUACUAUGAUAAUGUCUUGCCCUUUUCUGGCUUCCAUGCCAUGCCAGAGGAAUUUCUCCAGCUCUGGUAUCUUCAUAAAAUCGGUGCACUGAGAAUGCAGCUAGACCCAUGUGAAAACACUCCACUCCAGCCUACUUCCUAGGGACCAUGGGGAAAGAAAGAACUGAGCCAGGGUAUUUUUGUUAGAUUUUCUACAUGACUCCAAAAGGAAAUGGUCAAAUCAUUUCAUGGAUUCACAUGCGUCACUUGGAAAAACAAAACAACUACAAAACCCCAAGAGAAACUCUACUUUUGAUGUUGGCUUGAAAGACAACUGAAAAAUGAAACAUCUAUGAAAUAUUUCGUAGCAUAUUGUGGAUUUGCAACUAGUAACAUGCUGAUGGAGUAAUGUUGGUAAGGCACAUUUACAUGGUUCGGAUCUAGAAGGUGCAGUCUACAAACAAGACAGAACUCUAGCCGUUGAAGCUGAGCAACUAGUCAAGGUAGAAUAAAGGAAAUGCCAGGGCAAAGUGUUACUGAUUAUCAACACAAUCUGGCUUUAAAUAAAACCUAUCAUAUAUCAUAGAACAUAGGUUUUUAAAAAUUAUUAUUUAUUUUUGCCCUAUUUAGGGGCAGUGAGUGGGUGAUGAGGUAGAUUAAAAAUAAAACAACAACCCUUACUGAGUAAUAAAAAUACAAAAUACUACAGCUAAUUAUUGUGAUUUGUUGAAUCAAGUCAAUGUUAACUAUAGUGUCCCUCCAUUUAAAAAAUGUUAAAUAAGAAUUACUGCCUCCUCUUUUGUCAAGUCUACUUAGACCAUGUGAAGCAUUGUUGAAUUUAGACUGUGUUGAUUCAUAGUCUGGAUAACGUGAGCCACUUUCUCUCCUUACAGAAUUGAGGGCAUAAACUCCAUUUCAGGCCCAUAUUAUUUAAGCCUUUUUAUAUGAUUAUGUUAUUUUAGUGCAAAAAGACUGCAAGUAUGAGUGCAUUAUUUAUUUGCAAAUUGGCAUAAUUAUAUUCAUAAUUUAAUGCUCAGAGAUGAAGUAAAGCACAAUGAUAUAAGGUUUUAGUCUGGAAACAGACUGGAUGGCACAUCCCUUUUCUAUCUAUCAUGAUAUAUUCACUCCGAAAUACAUGCAAACAAGCAAAGCAUGCAUAUACUCAUGAACACACACUCACACAUACAGUUAAACAAAGCUCAUACCCAUACAGCUAGGAAAGCUGAACCCCCAUUAGUAUGGCAAAAAUCUGUACCACUGUCGAAGAGCUACAAGCGUGUACUAUGUACUACCCACCUCACCUUGAUAAAGGACAGGCCGGCCUCCUGCUGCUGCUUAUAGUGCUCACACCAGCGUUACCCCCAAAUGCUUACCCCCAAAUGAGCAGAAUUGUCUUACUCAUUCUGACUCUCCCUAACAUGUCACGAACACACCUUGUGUUGAGCAUGGUCACACGAGGCAUGGUUCAUACAAGUAAAGGGAUGUGAGUUUGUAGAUGUAGGUCCCCUUGGUAGGAGCAGGUAUGGCUACUCAGAAAGCUUUCUACAUCAGCUUUCACACUUCAGACAAACUCUGCUGACAGAUUACAAGCAGCCAAAUGUGUUUACAGGUAAAAGGAAGGCAAAAGAAGCUUCUCAUUGUCUCUGUUCUUUGGAAUGCCUUAAUCUAAAAGGAGACACUAGAAAUCACUCUUUUCAUUCUUUUUCCCCCGUUCAUUCUUUUAAAUGUCACCAGAAUGUUGGUAAACUAUGCCAAAAAUUUCUACUUCCUUUUUAAUGGCAGAGACUUAGUAUACAACAUAAAGCAGGUAGCAGGUUUUGGUGAGUUAAUUUAAAAGGUACUGAGUCACUGAAGCCCUUGAAAAAAUUCUACAUCACUAGAAUAGCCAAUUUCUAAAUAAGAUUGAAUAUUGAGGUUAGUAUAGAAAUCAGCUGUUAAAAAAUGACUGGUUGACAUAACACAGACUAUACUGAUACUUGGGAAGUUAAUAAUUUGAGAGUAUUGAUUCCAUGCAGAACUGAUUUGCUAUCUUGAUCCUAUAUUGCUGCAAAAAGGUACUGGGACCCUAGUACGAGUGAGUUAUAGUAAAUAUGCACUAUAUGUGAAACCCUAAACCUAUGUCCUCUUGAGAGCUAUUGUUAUUUAAUAAUUACCUUAAAAAGGAAUACAUUUGUACCUAUACACUUCAUCAAAGAUAAAAGGGCUAAUGAAAAACAUAUAUGUCACACAAAUUAGUACUUUAACUGAUAAAAUUGUUAACAUGUAAUUAACGAGCUCCAUAAAACCCAUACAUCACAGUUCCACUGAAACUGCUAUUUGGACAUUUUACAUGUUAUUAUGAUUUCUGAGAUAGUUUUAUAUAGUAUAUCAUGCAAUUUUUAGUCUACACAUUUGUGUCUUCAGAAAGGCAAACAGAAAUGGUCCAAGAUGAUAAGGUUUACUUAGACCAGUACUUCUCAACUGGGGUGAUUCCCCUCCCCCAUCUGGUGACAUUUGGCAAUGUCUAGAAACAUCUUUGAUCGUCAUGAUUUGGAAGGUGCUACUGGCACCUACUGGACAGAGGCCAGAGAUCCUGCUAAACCUUUUACAGUGCAGAGGUCAGCCCCCAUAGCAAAGAAGUACCCAGUCUAAAACAUCAAUAGUGUCAAGGUUGAACAUGCUGGAUUAGACCAAAAGAAUACUUUGAUUGCCCCAAAUUGUUUUCCUUUAAGGAUAUAUAUACAUGCUCACAUCAUUCAAAAUAUGACUAUAAUUGAAUAAGAAUGUUUUCUACUGACAACUCAUAGGUAUGCCAUACAUAUUCCCUUUUUUGUGGUUAGAUAAAUGUACCUAAACGUAGAAGUGUGUGUGUGUGUGUGUGUGUGUGUGUGUGUACAUCGGGACAUUGUAGCAUAGGCUACGCAUAUCUGUCCUUUUUGAAAUACAUGUGUCCCUAAGUGAGGAUCUCUCCAGAAUUACCUUGCAGAAUAGUCUGGAAUACUCUAUUACUAUUAGAAAAUUGAAUUCUAAGCACUUAUUAUUUUGUUUAUCUGAAACUGAGAACUUCAGAAUUGGGCCUCAUUCUUUGCUAAAUUUGGUCAAUUACAUUUUAAUACUACUGGCCUUUAACGUUAGCUGAAAAGAUGUGCAGUUUAUAGUAGACACAGUAAGAAAAUAUUUCAUCACUUUCAAUGCAUCUGCAGGAGAGGAAGUCAACCUCUCUAUUUUUCAAAUUGCUUUUUAUUGACAAAAACUAGGUUGCUCCAUGGGGGUAAAAGAGGAGGUGAAGAAACUGAAAACAGGUACCUGAUAUGAUUUUUGACUUUUAACAGCUCUGAUUUGAGAAUUACAUUCAAUCUAAGGAUCAUGAAUAAGGGUGACUCCAUUUAAUUUUAAUCAUACAUUAGCAAAAUUAAGAUGGGUGAAGUCAUUCUCAAAAAUAGAAAAGUGAUUUUUAUAUGAAAUAUUUUUAUAUGGAAGAGGACAAUGGAUACAUAUGCAUUAUAUAGAGUAUUUGACCAACAGUUUAUGUAACACUGCAUCUGAACUGCAACUAAUACAUGAGGAUCAGGAGUUCCCUUGGGAUUUUGUUUCUAUGUAGUUCACUUAUUUUAACAAGGUAAAUAUUCCAAAAUGAUACAACUGACCCCAAAUAUCAGAUGUUCAGACAAUAUCUAUUUGGGUUUUUGAUGUCUCAUGACCUUCUCUUGGCUACAAACUUUCUUUAGGAUAUAUACAAUCUAUACAAGAAGCAAUGGGCAACGUAGUUGAACAAUCUACAUGGAAAAUAAUGGAAGAAAUCCCAGGACUCUGAAUUUGACAAAAAUAGUCUUAGAUUAGUCAAAAGCUCUAUACAAGUCUUAUAGACUAUUCCAAAUAGAAAAAAAAAAUCAAUGACAUUUCUUCUUGUCAGCAACUAUCAUAGUUUUGUAAUAUUAUAUAUAGCUUUCUAUUUCUUUGCAAAAUCAGCCAUCUGUAAUUUUAAUUUUUAUAUUUAAAAAUAUUGACUUUUUGAAAUUUUUAACCAACAAAUUCUUAUUAGAUGGGACCUAAGAGGAUAAAAGGUCACAGUCCACCAAAAACUUUAGGGAAUUCUUAUUCUUAUAAAAACUUUACCACAAGAACCAGGUAAUAAUAUCUCCUCUGUUUAUAAAGUUCCAGAGACCAAGAGCUGUAAAGACUUCUGUAGGAACCGCAGCACAAAUAUGGGGAGGAGUAAGGAUGAGAGCAGUUCUGCGCUUUUAUUUCUUCUCUUCCCAGGGUAGAGGCUGGCCCUCGGACGAUGACUUCUAGUGAGCACACAUCAGGAAGCGGGUAAACAGCUACAAGACACUUGGAACUUAGGUCAAGCCUCUAGUAAGGUCUGUAGUAACUAAAACUAAAUAUGACCCACAUUUUAGCAAGUUUAGUCCACUGUGUGCCAGGGAGAGGAUGAGGCAAGUGGAAGGAGGAGACAACCCUACCCCCAAGUUUUUAGUACAUAAGGGUCAGAACAGUCUCUGCCUUGACCUUGGCUUUCCAGCAGUAUCUAUUUCUAUUGACUAUCAGGGAAGCUGGCUUGUCUCUGGGGGCAAGCUAGUAGUCUUGUGACUGGUGAGUUGGUGUGGAGAUUUGCUGAGAUGCUUGAAUUUUUACACUGCUGUAAACAGUUUUUUUUUUUCUUAAAUUUGUACUCUCUAAAUUUGGGUGUCCUGUGACUUAAUUCUGGUCACCCUGACCUAAUUAUGGCACUGUCAGUGAUUAUUAAAAAUGGAGCUUUUUUUCUCCACUCAGAUGAAUUUUCUAAGUCCUUGAAGUCAGGGAGAUAGCAAAAAUAGCUGACUUUUGACUCAAACAGGCGUGAACUGCAUGGGUCUGCUUAUUCAAGGAUUUUUAAAAUACAGUACAAUACAUAACUGUGUUUUCCUUAUGGCUUUCUUAAUAUUUUCUUUUCUCUAGCUUACCUUAUUGUAAGAAAACAGUAUAUAAUGCAGAUAACAUAAAGUGUAUGUUAAUCGACUGUUUAUGUUGUCGGUAAGGCUUCUGGUCAGUAAUAAGCGAUUAGUAGUUAUGCUUUGGGGUAGUCAAAACUUGGAUGCAGAUUUUUGACUGCAUGGCAGGGUUGGGAUCCCCAAUCCCACAUUGUUCAGGCCUCAGCUAUAUACAGCGAGUUUCUGUACACUCUCUUUAAAAGCCUACCGAAGCCUACAGUGUGUGUUGGUGACUCCUAACUGUGAGGGCAGAAUAUUUAGGUUGAACACUGUAAGAGUCCUAUUUUGUAAGAGGAAAGACACUUAACAUGAAGCUACAAUUGUUGUAGACUUUUUCCUUCCAAUCAUAAUAAAAUGGAUACUAUUGGCUUGACCCUCAGCCUAGAAUUUACCCUCAGUCUCUUGAAAUUUUUACCUUGAAUUUACCUUACCUCCUAGAGGUAAAGGAUCGAAACAAGUGUGUGGAAGGAAAGCUCAUUCAAACAUAACACAACUUCUGCUCUUCAUCACAAUAAGGGGAAAGUAUAUGUUUCUGUUUGCUUCUUCUGAUUUCCUUCUUUCUAGUGCCAACAUUUCUGAUUUAUCCUAUCUCAAACUAAUAAGACAUAAAUAACUUAUUAUAUAUAUAUAAAUUGACAUAUAAUACCUGUGAACAUUUGUAUGACAACCAAAGUCCAUGGCUGUAACUUUUUUAAAGCAUAAGAGAGGAAUCAUAUUUUGUUUAUGGUCAUUUAUUUGCCUACCUCCUCUGUGUUCCUAUUGAUUGCUACACUGUGCUAAAAUUCUUUGAAUUUUGUUUUUUCUGUUAAAGCUGUAAGAUAUAAUCAAUGAUGCAAAACUGUCUGGGAGUUUUAUAGAGUAAUAUUCAAAUAUAUUGAUCAUGUCUCUUUCUGCUUCUAUAUAAUUAGAUUUCUCCAGUUAUUUGUAAUGUUUCACAUGAUACCAAUAAACAUCUAAGAGAUGUGAUUUUUAUCCAGGGCAGAGAAAUUGGGAGUCAGAUGUGUCUGUUUGUCUCUGCAUAGUAAGCGACAUGAAAAGUUGUAAUAAAGGAGGGUUUAACCAAAAUUAAAAAGAGAAAGAGAAAAUCAGGAUUUUAAUUGUGAAGGACCACUGAGAGGAUCUUAGUCUGAAGCUCAGCAGAGAGCACAGAGGCUGUUGUCCUUGAGUGCAGUCCCAAGAAUAGAACCUUUUAAAACCUUUGAAAGAAAAUAUAUUAUUAUGCAGUUAUUAUGGCUCAUGAUUAGAAGACUCAAGAGGAAGCAGUGUGAGAAAAAGAUUGUGAGACACGUAGGGAAGAAAAUGGAAGCGUGGCACCUGUUUACCUACUUGGACCCUUCUGCCCCUCUCUGAGUUAUGCUUUCCUUGGUGUCUAUGUUGAGAUACACAAACACUGCCAUUUUCAUACCCCCUUUUAUGUCCACUUUGACACAUACACAAGAUUAUCAUUUAGGUCUCCUGUCAUGAUGAGGCAGCAAUGGAAGUGUAACUUUGAACUUGACCCUUUGAAACAUGCGUGAUGAGAGAAAGAUUUAGAUGCAUUUUCUCCUCUCUGUUCUAGUGUAAACAUAUGCAUGUGUGCAUGCGCGCACGCACACACACACACACACACACACACACACACACACACACACACCCCUUGCAUUAUUUAUGCCCAUUGAAAAGAGAAAACUGGCUGGCCAGGUGGGGGUGGCAGAGGGUGCCUUAACUUUUUCUGGCUUGGCUCCCAGUUCCUUUUGUAUUUCCUUCAUUUACCUGUCUCUUUAGAGAUGUAGCUAUGUCUGUUCCAAGUUGUAUCUUUACCAUCAGCAAGAACUCUUAUAAAUGUAGUGAAUGUGACUAUUUUAUAUAAAUGCACAAUAGUAUAUAAGCCUUGGAGACGUCUGAUAACUGUAUGUAAAUACCCUUUGUUGAAGUCGUAGAACCUUCUCAUAAAGAGCUCCUUAGGUGAUAGCUACAGGAGAACUAAAAUGAUUAGAUUCAAAAUGUGUGUUUCUCCAGCAAAUACUAGCAUUCUUGGAAGCAAGGAAACAAUUUGUUUCUGUUUCUCAUUCACUCUUAAGCACCAAUUCUUUGGGCUUUCUUGUCCAUAAGUUACUAUAGUCAUCCCUCUCAUGAUAUACCAGAUUCACAAUUUGUGGUGAUUGAUGGUCAUAAGGGUACAUCGGAGUCAGAGACAAUAGAGGGAAGGGGAGAGAACAGAGAAGGAGAAGCUCCAUUGAAAAGCUUGUUUAUUUUUUAAAAGUCUGGAACAUUAUUAGAAUUCUACCACACAGCAUAAUGGGUCUGAAAAGUUUUGAAAAAGUUUCUCGCUGGUCUCUUUAACUUGAUUAUUGUAGCUUAUAUAUCAUUCCACAUAUGU
Molecule: messenger RNA, 8243 nt
Organism: Suricata suricatta (meerkat)
Lineage: Eukaryota; Metazoa; Chordata; Mammalia; Carnivora; Herpestidae
Gene: ST8SIA1
Product: ST8 alpha-N-acetyl-neuraminide alpha-2,8-sialyltransferase 1
Exons: 5
Coding region: 28-1098 (356 amino acids)
Biological process (GO): oligosaccharide metabolic process; N-glycan processing
Molecular function (GO): alpha-N-acetylneuraminate alpha-2,8-sialyltransferase activity
Source: RefSeq, a predicted model, not a curated record